Molecule: messenger RNA, 1193 nt
Organism: Scatophagus argus
Lineage: Eukaryota; Metazoa; Chordata; Actinopteri; Scatophagidae
Product: small integral membrane protein 28-like
Exons: 2
Coding region: 105-626 (173 amino acids)
Source: RefSeq, a predicted model, not a curated record
UGCUCUGCUGGACAACAAUAACAACUGGAUGCUUCAGUCGAUCAUCACCAUCGAUUUACUCCACAAACACACAUCUCUCCCGCCGCCAGCAUCCCCUGUGCGUCAUGCGCGUGCUCCUGGAGAGCAGCUGGAUGAGGUUCGGACCGGCCGGCCGAGGCUCCUACGACUGGGUGACGGGCUCACCUUCGACGCAGGAGAAGCAGGGCUACAACUGGAAUGGGUUGGACCUGGGAGAGGACAGAAAGUCUGAGCUGGUGGUCUACGUUGUCCUCCCGGUCGUCUCCGUCCUUCUGCUGGCUCUCCUGGUCGGUUUGAUCUACCGCCGGUGCUCCCGCAGCAAGCUGAGCCUGGCCGACAUCAUCACUCUGGACCUCCAGGACACGGAGAGCAGUGCAGAGUUUCUCUCCUCCCUGACCAGGAACGCAGAGCGCCACACCAGCACCAGCUCCGACGGAUCAGACGGGGUCUUCGUCAUGGUCUACCUGCCCCCACCCUACGAGGAAACGCUGACUAAGAUCACCCGUGCCGCCAGCCUCUCCAGCUCCAAAGACGUGGAGUCGAUAAAGAUAGAAGACCUGGAGGCCAAGCUGUGUCCCGAGCUCAAGUCCAGCGGCCGAUUUGUGUGAAAAGACAUUGUAACUCCAACAUCUGGUGUUUUUAUAACUUUGUUGUCUGUAAAUUAUACUUAUGUAAUUAUCAAUCAACUCUGCUGCAGCUAUCCAGAUCUUUUUAGUCUCUUUUAGCUCUUUUUAGUUUUGGUUUUGCAGUAAGCUCCACCGACACCCACAUCAGCCUCGUUUCCAGCAUUAACAAACCAACUAUACACCCCCUGCACAGCAGCAAACAGCUCACAUCAUGGAUCAUCUGGCAGCUAAAGAGCCAGACCUGACCCGAAGGAGACCGAGUGGACACCACCAGGACCGGUGAAGUUGCUCUGGAUGUGUGUGUUAGCUUGUGUUGGAGUUGUUCUGCCCUUUACUGUCCAAACAUCAAUAAAUAAAAACAGUUUUAAAGGAGUCACAUGUAGUGUUUUACCAUCAUUUAAUAAAGUUUUGAGACAUGAGUAACAUUACUGAAACGUUUGACCUCAUCAGCCGUGUUUGGUUUGAGUACAGCUGAGGCUGAUGGGAAAGUCUUAACAGUAUUGAAAAGAUAUCCAUUUUGGCCUCAUGGUGGUGCUAUAUGACAAGUCA